This is a messenger RNA of Scylla paramamosain (green mud crab), 4643 nucleotides long. RefSeq lists its product as uncharacterized. NCBI's taxonomy places the organism in Eukaryota, Metazoa, Arthropoda, Malacostraca, Decapoda, Portunidae. The transcript has 2 exons. The coding region runs from base 1197 to 3899 and encodes 900 amino acids. The record is from RefSeq and is a predicted model, not a curated record. Gene Ontology annotation, molecular function: nucleic acid binding; zinc ion binding.
CUUGCGUUCCACUCUUUGCUUGAAAGCAUCGAAUACGGCAAGCCAUUACAAGUGCUUAAGUGUUAGUUCUAUGGUAGUCAUUUUGGGGCAGUGAUUAUCGCUACACUUCUUCGAUUCGUUGCCUCUUCAGAAGCACAGUUAAGGCGUUGCUAACCUUGACUCAACUAGACUCAAAAACGAGUCUCUGUCGAUGCACGCGGGUCAACUCAUUUCCCUCCGACUCGUGGUUUCGAACCUGUCGUUCACGCGGGUCCUUCCGACUCGUGGUGGCGAACCUAGGUCUUGGAUCAGGUUUCAGUGUAGGGCUCAGACACACUUGAUUUGGUUCAAUUGACCUCACGCUCAUUAAUCAUGUCGCAUGAGUUAAACUUGGACGCAUUUUGCAGUAAUCCUUCUGUGGCGGAGCUACAAACUGCCAAAGUGACAAAGGAUGAUUUAAAGUACAUAGCCCGACAGUUUGAUCUCUCAUAUCCGUCUGACAUUCGGAAGGAAGAACUCCGAACUCAAAUCCUAGUUCACCUUGGAGGUGAAGCCACUAGUGCUGCUUCACAGCACGACGCCAGUUUAAUGCUCGAACUCGAAAAGCUGAAACUAAUGGCAGCAAGAGAAGAGAGAGAGGCAGCAAGAGAAAGAGAAAGAGAGAGAGAAGAGAGAGAGGCAGCAAGAGAAAGAGAGAGAGAAGAGAGAGAGGCAGCAAGAGAGAGAGAAGAGAGAGAGGCAGCAAGAGAAAGAGAGAGAGAAGAGAGAGAACUAAGGCGAGAAGAACUAGCUUUUCAAAAAGAAAAAGCGGAAAGAGAUCUGGCAUAUGUAAAAGAAAAGGAGGAAAAAGAAAGAGAGGAGAGAGAAAAAGAAAGAGAGGAGAGAGAAAAAGAAAAUCCACGAGACCCAACUCACACAAUUAAAAUCUCGAUCAACCACCACAGCUGACCUCAAACAAAAGUUAACUAAAUAUCUCUCACUACUCCCUCAGUUCUCUGACAAAGACCCCGAAACUUUCUUUGGACAGUUCGAGGACACAGCAGUACAUUUUGAACUGCCCCGAGAAGACUGGCCUUGGCUUCUUAAACCCAAACUCAGCCAAAAGGCUUUAACUAUUUUGAACGGCCUCGAAAACAACACGGAUUACGACUGUCAAACAGGGCAUCCUAGCGGCGUACUCCAUUACCACAGAAGGAUACCGUCAGUCUUUUCGAAAAAUGUUCAAAACUCCGCAACAAACCUAUCUAGAGUUUGCCUCAGAGAAACUGAGGGCUCUCAAGCGUUGGCUUAAGUCAGCCGCGAUAACCACGUACGACGAAUUAGUAAAUCUCUUAGCCUUAGAAGAGUUCAUGCGUAAGCUCCCUUACUCAGUAAUGUUACACAUCACCAACAAAGAAGAAACAGAUCUUCUCAAAGCCGCUCAGUUAGCGGACCUUUUCUCCCUGGUGAAUCGCAAGGCAACCUCAGACAAGCUGACCGAGACUCCUAGUGGUAAGAUAAACUCAGGUAACUCAGGGGUUGGUAAAAUGACCGGCAGUAGUACUGGACCACCUCUAUUUUGUGCUUUUUGUAAACAGCCGGGGCACCUCAUAAAGAACUGUCCUAAUCCCAAGUGUAAGGUAGCUCAAACAUAUCCUGCCAAGCCAGUUGCUUCCAUACAAGCUCUUCCCUCCUUCCCUGUACCUAAAGACUUAUUUGAGCCUUUCAGGUCUGUAGGCACCAUCAGCAUUGAUAACAAGGAUCACCCAGUUAAGAUUGUCAGAGACACCUGUUCAGCUCAGUCCCUAGUGCUGAAGUCAGCAGUCCCUGGUAUUGAACAGUGUUACACAGGUGAAAAGGUAUAUUUAAAAGACUUCCAUGACCCCUUCCCCAUUGCAUUAGCUAAAGUACAUCUUGAUAGCCCACUAGUAAGAGGUGAAGUGAUAAUAGGAGUUAGUGAAGAACCAGCCUUACCCAUCCCUAAUGCUCAACUACUCCUCGCUAAUGACCUAGCUGGCAGUAAGGUGACUCCCCCUUUGGUAAUUAGUGACACAAUGCUGAUGGAUAACCCCACUGUACAGUUAGAAGAGCAACAACCAGGCUUAUUCCCUGUUUGUGUCACUACUCGUGCACAAGCAAGGAAAUCUGAUCAGUCUUUCUCACUUCCAAAGAAGAGUCCAUCCCCACUUGAACUCAAUCAAAUAUUUUCUGAAAAACUUCUCACUGAGGCUCAACAGGAAGACACUACUUUGACUCAAUUUCAUGACAAGGUUAUCCCUCCAGAUCAAAUUACUCAUUACCCUGCCUUUUACAAACAGGAUGGAGUUCUCAUGAGAGUGUUCCGGCCCUCUAAGGUCCCAGAUGAUGCUGCUUGGGCAGAAGCCCAACCAACCCCUAGAGUAGCUUCCUGUGGUAUCAUUGAACCCCAGGAGGCUGACUCAGAGUUAAAACCUGCCUCUGUGUGUUCAUUGAUGUAUGAUAAAUGUAUUACCACUGAGAUUGACACCAACGCCAUACAUCCCAAGGACACGCAAAACACCUACAUUAUCCAACACUUAGAUGAUCAGCUCCGUCAUCUUUCAUCCUCUCGAGCACUGGAUAUCUCAAGAUUGAUCUCUCAAUAUGACGUGUUCGGUGACCAUCCUAAAAUCUGUAAUGUCCUCCGCCAUGAUGUGAAGGUGCUUCCAGGGACCUUCCCUAUCAAGCAGUCUCCCUACAGAGUCAACCCCCGGAAACGAGAACAGAUGCAGAAGGAGGUCCAGUACUUAUUAGAGCAGGGCUUGGCUAUACCCAGCAGCUCCCCAUGGGCAUCACCCUGCCUCCUAGUACCCAAGGAGGACGGACAACUGCGAUUCUGCACGGAUUACCGACGGGUCAACGCCGUCACCAUUCCUGACGCCUAUCCUCUGCCUCGGGUAGACGACCUGAUAGAUGAAAUCCAGAAUGUGCUCAGCCGUCUGCAGGAAGCGAACCUCACCGUGAAGCUGGCGAAGUCUACGUUCGGAGCUGCCACCGUCUCCUACCUAGGACAUCAGAUUGGACAAGGCUCCGUCCGGCCCAAGACCGCUAACGUCGACGCAGUACUGAAGUACCCAACUCCCACUACUCGACGCGAGCUCCGCCGUUUCCUGGGUAUGGCGGGGUUCUACCGGCGUUUCUGUCCAAACUUCGCAGACGCAGCUGGGCCACUUACUAGACUAACUAGUGGGAAUGUGGCGUACGAAUGGACCCCUGCCUGCCAACAUGCCUUCAAUCAACUUAAGAACUUGCUUGCUCGGGAACCGGUUUUGCGUGCGGCCGACUUCAGUAAACCCUUCAUCAUACAUACUGACGCCAGUGAUCACGCUUCGGGUGCCGCCCUCCUGCAAGAACCUGACGGAAUCUUUCACCCAGUCGCCUACCACUCAGAGAAGUUCAACAUCCAUCAGAAGAAUUACAGCACUAUCGAGAAAGAACUUUUAGCCAUUAUCUCUGCCAUCAAGAAGUUUGAGUACUAUCUUCAGUCCAACACCCAGCCACUCCAAAUCUACACUGACCACAACCCUUUGACUUUUCUCAACAGGAACCGCUUCACUAACCAACGUCUGCUACGGUGGUCUCUACAGCUCCAGCCUUACCACAUUGAAAUGCAUCAUAUUAAGGGACUGGACAACUGCCUUGCUGACACUUUGUCUCGCCUUCCCACUACGCCUCGCAUCACUACCCGUCGCGACCCUGAGGACCCUAGGAUCCUGUUGCCGGGGAUGCAGUCGUGCCUUGUGAACCGGUCGAUGGAGGCAGCCGAGGGCCGAGCACUGCCAGAAGAACCAUCUACCGGGCCCCAGACUACACACGUUCUGGUGGAAUCAACCUUCACGGGACAGGAACCACCUCACUUCUCUAAUGACGCAGAGUCAUUCCUUCUGCGUCAUCCUAAGAAGGGGGGAAUGUCACACACGUGACUACUCUACCACGGAACCAGGUGCCUGCCUCUCAACUCGUGGCGCUGCCACGUGUAUAGCUUGAGGCAUACUGGAUACGUGACCUCUAGCAGGCUACCAAGCCGAUAACGAGGGGUGGAGUUCCAUCGAGCUUCAGUCUCCUCCAAGGGUCGCUACAGCUCUGAGGUCGCCUUGGCAUACGCUGGGAGCCUCAUAUACACUCGAGAGCGGUGGUAAGAGUUACACCAGUGUUACACACCCACACACACACACACACAUAAACACAUUUAUAUUCAUUUUCUAUUAUGUAUAUGUAAAGGUGUUUAUUUUUGUAAUUUGUAUCUAUAUGCAUUUACUAACUUGGCUUAAGUUAUUAACUGAACCAGUCUUUUAAGUUAUUCAGUCCAGUUCAGAUUGCCACUCCUUGUUACUUACUUUUACUUACAAAUAAUCUUCAAUUUUGUAUUGUUACUUAAUUUAAGGGUUAACUUUAAGAUAUUAAAUAGCAGUUAAAAUGUCUCCUUUUCUCUUUUCUUUUAACCCUUCCAUUGUUAGUGUGAGCAACACCCCUUCAUGGUCCAUCCCCUAGAGUUCAGUGUAUGCUCACACGUAACACAUUACUUAUGUGGGAGACCGGUGUUUGUCAGUUGGCUGUUAAAUCCAUUGCAGCAGUUCAGAUUGACCUUAUGAUGUGACUGAAAACUAUGACCAAAGUACGUAUUAUUGUUCCCUCCACACAGUACUUGAGCGCAGAAUGAAAUGUUU